This is a messenger RNA of Vigna angularis (adzuki bean), 680 nucleotides long. RefSeq names its product NADH dehydrogenase [ubiquinone] iron-sulfur protein 4, mitochondrial. Bases 85 to 525 code for a protein of 146 amino acids. NCBI's taxonomy places the organism in Eukaryota, Viridiplantae, Streptophyta, Magnoliopsida, Fabales, Fabaceae. The transcript is spliced from 5 exons. Gene Ontology annotation, biological process: electron transport chain. The record is from RefSeq and is a predicted model, not a curated record.
CUAACAGUAAAUGAAAUAGGCGAGAUUUUGCUUCCAAUCUCACUUGGCCCUGUUUAGUGCGCAGAAUCAAAUUUCUCCUUGACGAUGGCGAAUACUCUACAACGUGCCCUACGCGCCACUAUGGUCCGUCGGUUCUCCACCCAGGCACUGGUCGAAACCAAACCAGGCGAGAUCGGAAUGGUUUCUGGAAUUCCUCAAGAACACCUUCGUAGGAGGGUUGUAAUUUAUUCUCCCGCUAGAACUGCAUCUCAGCAAGGAUCUGGGAAGGUUGGAAGAUGGAAGAUCAACUUCUUAUCAACCCAAAAGUGGGAAAAUCCACUGAUGGGCUGGACAUCCACUGGGGAUCCCUAUGCUCAUGUUGGUGAUUCUGCCUUGACUUUUGAUAGUGCAGAAGCGGCAAAAGCAUUUGCAGAGAAACAUGGUUGGGAAUAUUCGGUCAAGAAGCGCCAAACACCAUUGCUGAAGGUUAAAUCAUAUGCGGACAACUUUAAAUGGAAGGGCCCACCCAAACCUGCUGAAGAGUGAUUGCUUGGUUUGUAUUCAUGUUAAUGUAUUCCGGCUUCAGGAGUUUCAACAUGCAGCAGUUUCCUCUGCAUAUUUUCUUGGAAAAAGAAAGUUUUAAUGUGAAUUACUUGUUGAAAAUAAAAUGGGACUGAUCUAAUAUGAUUGAUUCGACCUAA